AUGUCGACGCGCUAUACUAACGCUGUAGUCAACGGUACACUUGAGGCCGCCUUCACGUACAAGAAAUUUGAUGGUAUCAAGAGGAUCUCUGUACCUCCGCACUUUGCGGGCCUGGAACAGGACGAUGUCAUCUCCAGAGAGUGGCUUCAGAAGAUGGAAGAUUGGCAGCACAAGCUCGACUCAAGCAUCAAUUGA
Aureobasidium melanogenum CBS 110374 is the source of this 195-nucleotide messenger RNA. RefSeq lists its product as uncharacterized. NCBI's taxonomy places the organism in Eukaryota, Fungi, Ascomycota, Dothideomycetes, Dothideales, Saccotheciaceae. The coding region runs from base 1 to 195 and encodes 64 amino acids. The transcript is spliced from 2 exons. The record is from RefSeq and is a predicted model, not a curated record.